AUGCAUAUCAUCUAUCACAAAGAACAUGCCGAUCUGGCUGAUAGACCGGCCCCCACCAAAGACCAUCCGGCGUGCCCGUUCGCAUUGGUUUUGUGUCCGACUCGGGAGCUGGCAGUGCAGAUAGAGAAGACCAUCUACAAGUUGGGGAAGUAUAUCGGAAUCACAAGCACUACCCUUGCUGGAGGUCUAUCGAAGUAUGAACAAUUCAAAGACCUCAGGAAGGGCACUUGCGAUAUCGUUGUGGGGAAUCCGGGAAGAUGCAUUGACAUGGUCAAAGAGCAUGGCAUGUCGCUCACUGGGGAUACAGCGUGGGUUGUUCUAGAUGAGGCGGACAGGAUGCUUAAUAUGGGAUUCGAGAACCAGGUCCGCAGUCUAGUGCAGAGGGUUCGGCCUGAUCGGCAGACUAUGUUAUUCUCGGCGACCAUGCCACCCAAGAUUGAACGCCUCGCUAGAUACAUCAUGCAAGACCCUGUGAGGUUGUUCGUCGGAGCUAGUGCUACCACGGGUGGUGCAGCCCAAGCCGUCACGCAGGAUGUGGUGGUGGUCGAGGAAAAGGACGACAAAUUCAACUGGCUCUCGGAGAAUCUGCCGCACAUUCUGGAUGAUGCCCAGGAGGAG
Messenger RNA from Perkinsus marinus ATCC 50983, 618 nucleotides. RefSeq names its product ATP-dependent RNA helicase rhlB, putative. Gene Ontology annotation, molecular function: ATP binding; nucleic acid binding. The transcript has 6 exons. The record is from RefSeq and is a predicted model, not a curated record. NCBI's taxonomy places the organism in Eukaryota, Perkinsozoa, Perkinsida, Perkinsidae. The annotation marks the transcript as partial.